AUGGUAUUGAACCGUGGCCAUCACCGAACUGACCAAGAGUCAGUGUCGGAUGGUAAAAUCAACGAAGGAAAUCGUAGAUCUCAACUUCCCCCUCUUCAAGAGCCAAGGACAAGCCUUAGGUCAUACCCUCCUCCAGAAGCAGGAAGGAGAAUUGUGUUCCCCACUCAGCCAGACAACAAGAGGCAACACCCUCCCACUGAGGCCAAAUGCCCCCCACAGGGCUUACUGCCAAAAGUACAGGGCACCAACAGGGGUACAAGCAAAUUCAAGGGAUAUGUUCCUGGCCUUACUGUCAGAGAUGCAGAGCGCCAGCCAAUUAAGGAAGACCUUUCCUACAUUGAUAAGGCAAUGGGCAAACCAACAAACCUUUUCCCAGAUGUUAAGGAUGGACAGGGGAUUGCUACUCGCCAUAUGCAGAAGAUCAAGAUGAAGCCAAAGGCACUGAUCACAUUUGAGGUCAUUGAACAGCAUGAGCCCCAGCCAGAUAAUCGCUACAAUGACCUGCCUCGUAUCCAGCCAAAAGUAUCACCUCGUAACAUCAGCCAGCCCAAGAUAUCGCCUCGCAUUAGCAAUCAGCCAAAGAUGUCUCCUCGCUCUAAUGAAGGCAGGGUGAACACCCCACCAAAAGGCGAGACACGAGCAGGAGGACAGAAGCUACCUUCUCUGGCAGGAGGACGUCCUGGCACAAGCAAAGCUCGCCGGGGUGUCCCAAAGCUUGGCUACUAA
Messenger RNA from Ylistrum balloti, 726 nucleotides. RefSeq lists its product as uncharacterized. The transcript has 4 exons. The record is from RefSeq and is a predicted model, not a curated record. Lineage: Eukaryota; Metazoa; Mollusca; Bivalvia; Pectinida; Pectinidae. The coding region runs from base 1 to 726 and encodes 241 amino acids.